AUGCUGCUCGGCUACAGAGACUCGCUACAUAGUUCACGCAACCGGAGGAAGCGAGCGAGGCGUCCAAGUCCUGCUCUCCACCCACACCUCCUGACCGCGCAGAGUACUGAGGAGGGGCAGUCAGGUGCUGGACAGUUACAGAGAUUCAUCUACGCGUCACGACCACACCCAACUCGCUCGACGAACCACGCUGUUGCGCCAACACCGUCUCACUCUCUCACCAGCUCGCCAGCUCCACCCUGGCACGCUCACCCACUCCCUAUCGUCCUGCUGGAGCGCCUGCACGCGGUGCCGACUGCUUCUACUGACUCGCUUCUGCUGCUGCACGACCCGCCCGACUCGCCCACCCUGGAGACGCACGCCCAACCCGCUCCUCCGCCGCGAGGUCCCACGAUCAAGCUGAAGUUUGGCGGAUCCUCGGCGCCCGUGACGGCCGCGCCCGUCGCCGCACCAGCACCACCAGUCCUUGCACCGCCGGCACUCGCACCCGCACCGCCCGUCUUUGCCGCCUCGCCCAACACGGCCGGAGGGUAUGCGGGGCUGACGACGCAUGGAGGGCAGGGGAACGCGGUCGCGAGCGGGUCGAGGGGCGUCAGUGCGGUCACCGAGGACGAGGAGGAUGAGGACCGAGUCUCGGCGAGCAAGUAUCGCAAGCUGAAGAAGCUGUACUUUGCGGCCGUCGAGAGCCGCGACGAUGCUUCCCUCGCGCUGCACCGGGCGCAGAAGCUCAUCCACCGCCUUCGCGAGGACAAGUCAGCCCUCCUCGACCGCGUCAUCGAGCUCGAGAUGGCUGCCGGCCUGACGUCCCAAGACGUGUCGAUCAUGCGCGACGAGUCGUACAGGACGGAACACGAGCGCGCCUACCCGCUCCUCCAUCCCCCUUCCCUCCCCUCUCUCGAAGACCGUCCUCGCAAAUUGCCCGUCCUCACGACCAAUACCGACAUGUCCGGCGACGACUACAACAGACCUCUCGGUCCGGCUACUCUCCCCAAGACCCUCCCUCCCCGCCAGCGAUCGCAACACCUCCGUACCGCCGUUGCCGCCCAGAGGCUGCGCGACGAGUACAACGCCCAGCGCAUUGCGCACGGCUUGCCUCGACCGACGUUCCCGGCUGUCGCUGUACUCGGACUGCAGGGUUCGACAAUUGCGGCGAAUGUCGAGCGGGCGCUGUCAGGCGAGACGCUCGAGGUGGUCAGCGAUGGACCGAGGGGCGGAAAGCGGCGGCGGGACGACUCGCAGGGAGCUGGAGGGAGGAGGUCAGCUCGUCCGAGUACGGGAGCAGAACCAGCAGUUCCGGCUUUCGACCUCCCAAACCCGUUCGCCUCGAUCGGCGCGGCCGUCCCCGUCGGCGCUUCCAUGGCGCGCAACAACGCUGAAGCUCUCGCCGCCGCCACUGCAGCAGAAGCGCCUUCCGUCGCUGCGCCCGCUCCUGUCGCCGCUCCUGCGCCCGAGCCGGCACCUGCAGCACCUCCGCAGCCAGCUUUGCCGGCGGGCGAUAUCGACGUCGCGAUGGACGACGACGCGGUCUCGGUCGGAUCAGCCGAGGCGCCUGCAGAAGACGAUGGAGGCGACUACAAGCCUCGCGUGUACUCGGCUCCUUCGUCGGGCAAGCGAGGCCGCAAGUCGGACACGGGCGCGUCGAGGCCGAAGAAGGUCCGCCAGCACAACCUGACGAGCGGGACCUUCACCAUCCCGCAUGUCGCGCGCAAUGCGGAUGGAUCGCCUCGCUUGCCGCUCUCGCUCGGGAUCAUCCAGGUUCGCGCUCUCGGCGCUAUCAACCCCGGCGAGUACUUUCACACUGAGCGCUACAUCUUCCCGGUCGGCUACGAGUCUACGAGGCGCUACCCGUCGAUGAUCGAUGCGAACGCUCACGCCGACUACACCUGCCGCAUCGUCGACGGCGGCAACAACAUGCCCCUCUUCGAGAUGUACCCCUCCGACCAGCCGGGUGUCGUCAUCACCUCCGGCACGCCCACCGGCGCCUGGACGCAGGUUCUCAAAGCGACGAUGAAGAUCCGCAACAAGCAGCACUCGGGCUCGGUCUCGGGUCCCGACUACUUCGGCUUGUCGAACAAUGUCGUCAAGGCGCUCAUUCAGGAGUUGCCCGGAGCCGAUCAGUGCGCGGGCUACAUCUGGCAGACGUUUGUCGAGGAGGACGAGAAGAAGGGAGCCGCGAAGAAGCCUGUCAAGCGUCGUCCACGGGCUCAGGCAGGCUACGAGGGCUCGCCGGACGUCGAGGACGGCUAUGCGAACGGGCAGUACGGCUACGAGAAUGGCGGCGGCGAAUACGGUUCGCCAGUCGAGUACGGUCAGCAGCAACAAGCCGACAUUCCGAUCGGCGCCUACCCGCAGCAGGACUACCAGCCGCACAAUAUCCAGCAUCUCCUCGCCGCGACCGCCUCGACUUCGGCGCCGAUGAACCCCUACGACAUCCCGACGAGCGCGGCACCUCAGCCGGGCGGACCGAUCGACCCUUACCUCGGCAUGGGCGGCGGUCAUUCCGCGCCGUUCGACCCGUACGCCAUCCCGACGACGCAGCCGAUGAUGGAUCCGGCGUACGGCGGAGGAGGGAACGCGUACGCCUACAACAUGCCGCCUGGCGGGCAGCCCGUCGAGUACCCCUCUUCCGACGAUGGUUCAGCCUAA
Molecule: messenger RNA, 2646 nt
Organism: Rhodotorula toruloides NP11
Lineage: Eukaryota; Fungi; Basidiomycota; Microbotryomycetes; Sporidiobolales; Sporidiobolaceae
Product: FY-rich domain containing protein
Exons: 4
Coding region: 1-2646 (881 amino acids)
Biological process (GO): regulation of cell cycle
Cellular component (GO): nucleus
Source: RefSeq, a predicted model, not a curated record